AGCCAGAAGAAAGGCUAGCUAGACUCGAGAUUGGUAAAGCCGCCAAUUGACCAGAGGUAUAUACAUAUAGAGCUUGCCAAUGUGAGGAAUCAAGGACCGGAUGGCCACCUCUGGCCUUCAGAAGCAACGACCAUCCACCUCUUAGAGAUACCCUCAACUCUCGAAACCCCAAAGCCUAAGCUCGAUUCCCAGCAUGACCGUCCCCGUUCUCAGCCACGACUCCAGCCGUUCUCGCAUGAAAAUUGCCGUCUUCGGUAUCGGUCGAAUGGGUAAACGGCACGCACGUAACGUUGCGUACUUUACUCCUGAUGCAGAACUCGUCGCCGUUUGCGAUGUGAAUCCCUCGGCAUCCAAGUGGGUCAAAGACAAUCUGCCGGCUGGUAUUCAAUGCUACACGGAGCCGAGCGCCUGUUUCGAUCAUGCGGGUCUGCAGGGAGUGGUCAUUGCGACCGAGACAUCGACUCACGUUGGUCUGGCGGUCCAAGCCGUUCAGUCAGGUAUCCACGUGCUUUGCGAAAAGCCCAUAUCCGUCGAUGUGAAUCUUUCCAAGCCGCUUGUUGCGGCCGCGAAGGCCAAUCCCCAUGUCAAGGUCAUGAUUGGAUUCUCUCGUCGAUUUGACGAAUCCUACCGCGAAGCGAAAAGCAGGAUCGACCAAGGUCUGCUCGGAGUGCCUCAUAUGAUCAAGUCUGCUACUUGUGAUCAGUACGAUCCUUCCGGGUUCUUCGUGGCCUAUUCCAAGGCCUCCGGGGGCAUCUUCAUCGACUGCGGUAUCCAUGACAUCGACAUGGCCCGCUGGCUACUAUCGACUCCCGGUUCAGAUUGUGCGGUCAAGCGUGUAUUCGCGACUGGACAGAACGUUCGACAUCCCGAGCUGGAAAAGGACGGAGAUGCGGAUAAUGCGCUCGCAAUUAUCGACUUCAGGGGAGGACAGAGGGUCACGUUUCAUCUGAGCAGGACGGCUAUACACGGACACGAUUGUUUCGCCGAGAUUUUUGGGACUGAGGGCAAAAUGAUCGUCAACGGGAACCCACAGAUCAAUCGGCUGGAAAUCAGGGACGCUCAUGGAGUACGAACCGAGUCCACCCCGACCUACUACGAACGCUUUCGUGAAGCGUUUGUGACGGAGAUGAACGAGUUUGUUGCGUGUUGCCGGAACGACCUACCUGUGCCGACGACGGUCGACGACGCGAUGCAAGCCGCUCAGAUUGCCGUAGCCCUGACAUGGUCUUUCAGAGAAGGAAAGGUUGUCGAGUUUGAUGAGCAGAGCGGGGAGCCAAUCUUGGUCUGAUCACAAUGUCAAGGUUAUGAUACAAUUUGGGACGGCCAAGUACUUUCCAUUGUCGAACAUGUCAUUGAAGCGUGAUAGAUGCC
Filobasidium floriforme is the source of this 1371-nucleotide messenger RNA. RefSeq lists its product as uncharacterized. NCBI's taxonomy places the organism in Eukaryota, Fungi, Basidiomycota, Tremellomycetes, Filobasidiales, Filobasidiaceae. Gene Ontology annotation, molecular function: oxidoreductase activity; nucleotide binding. Gene Ontology annotation, biological process: NADPH regeneration. The coding region runs from base 194 to 1288 and encodes 364 amino acids. The record is from RefSeq and is a predicted model, not a curated record. The transcript is spliced from 9 exons. Gene Ontology annotation, cellular component: cytoplasm.